AAUAAUAAUAAAUAAAAAAAAAAAAUCAAAUGUUUAACUAUCCAUUUCUAUUGGUGUUGAAGGGAUUGUGAAGGAUUUCACAGUGCCUCAUUCAUCAAACUUACUGUUAAAUAUUUCUGUAACUUUUAAUAAUAGUGAAGUUAAAUAAAUAAUUAAUUAGUGUAAAAAAGUAAUUAAUAGUUAUUAGAAAUUGAUUAGAGAAGUACGAUAUUGACAUGAAGUGGUUGAAUGCGGGCAAUGGCGGUUGUGAAGAGCCGGCACCCCAAAUGCAGCUACAUCAUCCAGCUGCGAAUGGACAUAUACCCACUGAUAUUGAGCAGUGUGGACCAAUGGCAAAUGACGCGAUAUCAAUUCAACACGGACAAGCAAGUCAAAUGAAUUUAAAUAGAGCACAAGAUGAUGCUAUGGUUGGAUAUGUUUUUCAACGAUCAGCUGAAACUGAAUUUAGUGGACAAGUAUCAACUUUUCAAGGAAAACAAUUACCACGAGCUUGGGCAUUAGAUGAUGAUGCUAUUAUUGAAAAUCAUCAUGAAAAAUGGAAAUAUCCAAUGAAUAAACUUGGAGUACUUCAACAAACUCAGCCUCAACAAAUUGCUCUUCAACAAAUGAAUAAUGUUCAUGUACCUUAUGAAAUUCAUCCAGUACAACUCAAGAGUGGAGCUCUUGGAACAGAACAUUUGAUGUACUUGAAUAAUCAAAUACCAACACAACAACAUGUAGCUGUGUUUCAUCAUCAUCACCAUCAUCAUCAACAGCAACAACAACAACAACAACAACAGCAACAACAACAACAGCAGCAACAACAACAGCAACAACAACAACAUCAACAGCAACAACAACAACAUCAUCAUCAACAUCAACAAAAUGAAUUACAACAAGAUCAAUUUCAACAGCAAAUAUCACAACAAGAUCAACAACAAAUUAGAAAUUCUCAGAUUGCACCGUCUGCAAAAAAACUUUGGGGUGUAGACGAAGGUGGUUCCAAGGAUGAAGGUGGUAUCAAAGGUGGUGGAAUACUUCAUCUAGGUGAUCAUCAAAUGUGGCGAGACUCCACCUGGAGUAAUCCAGAUCAUGCAGUAUCACAAGCAAUAUCGAUGGGAGGAGGAAGACGAGUUGGUGUUGCGACUGGCUAUCAAGCAUCAGAUAUUGGUGCCAUUCUCAGUCCAAGAAGCAGUGAAACUGGUGGUCUUGGUGUCAAGAUGGUUGAAUAUGUUCUUGGAUCAAGUCCGACAACACCAAAAGAUCUUGAACCUCAAAUGGCUGGUUUAAGACUGAGCAAUGACAAUGACAAAAAAGAUACAGAUAAAGGAUCUGCAAGUCCAUUUGAUGGAUCUAAUAAAGACGAGUCAGGAUCACAAGGAAAUGGUCUUGUUUUACAAAAUGGUCUUGACGAUGACAAAGGUUUUAACCGGACACCUGGUAGUAGACAACCAUCACCUGGUGAGGAUGAAUUUCACAAAAAUGCUGUAGCAUCAUUAACAGUUAAUGCUGGUGGUGGUGUUGUACUUUUAAAACCUGGUAUUGAUGGUGUUAGUAAUGAGGAACAUUUUAUGGCAUCAUUUGCUCCACAAUCAUCACAUCAUCUUCAACAUCAAGCACUACCUACUCAUCAUCUACAACAUUCUCAUUCUCAUGCUGCUCAACUUUUUGGAACACCUGGAUCUAUACCAAUUCAAGGACCAAAUGCACAACAGCAACAACAAAGUCUGCAGCAACCACAAGAUACCUCUGCUCACUUUGACGUUCAGCAACUUUUUCGAACUCAGGGUGCAACACCACAUCAACUUCAGUUGCUUCAACAACAACAACAAUAUUUAGCAGCCUCACAAAUACAAGUACAACAACAUCAACAGCAACAUCAACAACAACAACAACAGCAGCAACAACAACAACAGCAACAACAACAACAACAGCAGCAACAUCAACAACAACAGCAUCAAAAUUUUUCAACUGCUCCAUAUACAGUAAUAAGUGGUCAAGAGCCAUAUGUUGGAGCAUUAAUUGCUGGUGCACCACCGGUAGUACCACAGUAUUAUGGAGUUGGUCCAUGGGUUUAUCCAGCUGGUUUAUUACCACAGGCACCACCACAAGCAGCUGCACCACCACCACAACCUAGACGACCAUUGACACCAUCUUCAACAGUUGUUACUGCUCAAGAUACAACUAAUAAUUUAGCACAAACUGUUCAAGGACAGUAUCAAGUUAUUCCAGCAUAUUAUGAUCAAAAUGGUUCAAUUGUUAUGGGUAGCGUUCGUGGAUUAAGCUCAGCAGCAACUCCAAUGCGAUUAGUUAGUCCAGCACCUGUUUUAGUUAAUCGAGCUCCAUCACAAGCACCACCUGGACAACCAGCACCACCACCACCGAGUUUGUACUCACAACCAACUCCAACUUCACAUAAUAAUGCUUCAACUGGUGAAUGUUUAGGUUUGGCAGCAUGCAGCGCGGCAGCAGUAGCACAGGCACAGGCAGUUGCUGUGCAGCAGGUGCAGCAACAAGGUUCUGGACUUACUGCAGGUCUUGCGGCACUUGGCUAUGGUGGAUCACCAUUAGGUGCCCUUGGCUCUCCCGCACAACUCCAAAGCACAGCUUUAAAUCUUGGUGCUCCAUCAACUGGUAGACGAGAUUCAUUUGACAGAAAUACAUCUGCAUUUAGUCCAAGUCUUGAAUAUGGUCGUGGAAAAUGGCCUCAAAGUUACGGUGCACUUGGCACUGUAACAGCAUCACCUAGUCCUUUGGGUCUUUCAUUGACACCACCACCUACACUUGGUGGUUCACUUGGAGGUCUUGUAAGUGGCUCAAAUCGUGUAUCAGCUGCACCAGGAGCUGAAGCAAAAUUCCGUGCUAGUGGUUUACCCGGUACACUUGCUGCAAAUAAUGGAUUUGGAUCAACCAGCUCUCUAUUUCCUACUUUAGUUACUAAACCUGGACGUGGUAGUGCUACCAGUAUAGCUGACAAAGCUGCUGUUGGUCGUUCACGACUUUUAGAAGAUUUUAGAAAUAAUAGAUUUCCCAGUCUUCAAUUGAGAGACCUGACAAAUCACAUUGUUGAAUUUAGCCAAGAUCAACAUGGUUCACGUUUUAUUCAACAAAAAUUAGAACGAGCUUCAACAGCUGAAAAACAACUUGUCUUCCAAGAAAUUCUUGCAUCAGCAUAUGGACUUAUGACAGAUGUAUUUGGAAAUUAUGUAAUACAAAAAUUUUUUGAAUUUGGUACACCUGAUCAAAAACAUACACUUGCACAAAAGGUACGAGGUCAUGUAUUACCACUGGCACUUCAGAUGUAUGGUUGUCGAGUUAUUCAAAAAGCACUUGAAUCAAUAUUGCCAGAUCAACAGCAAGAAAUUGUUCAUGAACUUGAUGGUCAUGUAUUAAAAUGUGUUAAAGAUCAAAAUGGUAAUCAUGUUGUACAAAAAUGCAUUGAAUGUGUUGAACCACGAGCAUUACAAUUUGUCAUUGGUGCAUUUGUUGGUCAAGUUUAUUCUUUAAGUACACAUCCAUAUGGUUGUCGUGUUAUUCAACGUAUACUUGAGCAUUGUACACCUGAACAAACACAUGGCAUAUUACAAGAAUUACACACAGCAACAGAUCAACUUAUUCAAGAUCAAUAUGGAAAUUAUGUUAUUCAGCAUGUUCUUGAACAUGGUAAAAUUGAAGAUAAAGCACAGCUUAUAAGUAGUGUAAGGGGUAAAGUAUUAACACUAUCACAGCAUAAAUUUGCUAGUAAUGUUGUUGAAAAAUGUGUGACUCAUGCAACAAGACAAGAACGUGCUGUACUCAUUGAAGAAGUUUGUGGUUUUAAUGACAAUGCUCUAAAUGUUAUGAUGAAAGAUCAAUAUGCAAAUUAUGUUGUUCAAAAAAUGAUUGAUGUUGCUGAACCAACACAGCGUAAAAUUUUGAUGCACAAAAUUCGUCCUCAUUUAAAUAGUCUUCGUAAAUAUACAUAUGGAAAACAUAUUAUUGUUAAACUUGAAAAAUUUUUCAUGAAAACAGCAUCGGCAAUGGGUGCAUCAACGACACCAUCAACUGGUAGUGAAUUAGGUCCAAUUGGACCACCACCAACAUCAGUAACAAGUACUGUGCCGACUACGGCUCAACAGUCAACACAGGUUUUAUAAAUUACACACUAUAUACAUAAUUAUUUCUUAGAUAGGCCUUUAAAAAAAAAAAAAACAAUGCAAUAAUGCAUUCUAUAAUUCGAUGGUAAAUUUUUAAAAAAUUAUUUUAUUAUUUUUAUUUUUUUUUCACUGUAUAUGUCUUUUACUGUAAAUCACUUAUUCGGAUAGAAUUAUUGUAUUUAUAUUUAAAUCGAAUUUAACGGAAAGACACACCAGUGAUAUGAAAAUUCAGACAAAAAAAUAAACGCGACUUUCAAUUCGAAAUUAUUUUCAUCGAAAUAACGACA
Aphidius gifuensis is the source of this 4402-nucleotide messenger RNA. It is a transcript of the gene pum, whose product is annotated as maternal protein pumilio. Lineage: Eukaryota; Metazoa; Arthropoda; Insecta; Hymenoptera; Braconidae. The record is from RefSeq and is a predicted model, not a curated record. Gene Ontology annotation, biological process: post-transcriptional regulation of gene expression. The coding region runs from base 216 to 4115 and encodes 1299 amino acids. Gene Ontology annotation, molecular function: mRNA 3'-UTR binding. Gene Ontology annotation, cellular component: nucleus; cytoplasm. The transcript has 16 exons.